AUGGUUCUCGCAAAGUCCAAGAAUGCCGUUGGGCUUGGGAACAGUCUGAUGAACGACCGCUUUGGAAAGGGAAAAGGAGCAGACCGGAAGAAGGUGACAUCGGCGGGAAUACACCGAAUUAACCAUGCCACUGGAGAGACCUAUGUCACGAACGACAAGAAGGAGGCCAGCUGGGUCAAAAUGCGCUCUGUCACCGAGCAGGCGGCUCUCGACGAGUUUCUGUCCACCGCCGAAUUAGCAGGCACAGAUUUCACGGCCGAGAAGAUGAAUAACGUCAAAAUUAUUCACACGGAUCAGAAGAACCCAUACCUCCUAUCGGCGGCAGAAGAGCGCGCAGCGGUCGGGAAGCAGAGGGAACAUAAGGGUAGAUUGACUGUACCAAGACGACCAAAGUGGGAUUCGACGACCACCCCAGAACAGCUUGACCGGAUGGAAAGAGACAGUCUUCUAGAAUGGAGGAGAGGUUUGGCGGAACUCCAAGAGAACAAUGAUCUACUUCUUACUCCGUUCGAGCGAAAUCUAGAAGUUUGGAGACAACUUUGGAGAGUCAUUGAGCGGUCCGAUUUAGUAGUCCAAAUUGUCGACGCUCGAAACCCCUUACUCUUCCGAUCAGACGAUCUGGUCAGAUAUGUUAAGGAUGUGGAUCCCAGGAAAGAGAAUUUACUUCUAGUCAACAAGGCAGAUAUGUUAACGGUGGAGCAGCGCAGGGCAUGGGCGGAACAUUUUCAAGAAGCUGGUAUCUCGUAUAAGUUCUUCUCUGCCAGUUUGGCUAAGGAGUUGAACGAUGCUCGUGACGAGGAUGAGGAGGCAAGUGAGGAAGAGGAAGAGCAAUCAUCGCGGCCCUCAACAACAGCCUUGGAGCACGAGACGAAGAAGCUUGAUCUCGAGGACGACGAUGAGACAUCAAGUGAAGAGGAGGUAGACGAAAAUGAAGAUGAAGACGAAACUACUCGAAUAUUGACAGUUGAUGAACUGGAAGCUUUGUUUUUACUCCAUGCGCCAGAGUCUGAAGAUAUAAACACAGAAAAUCCAAGGAAAACUCAAAUCGGUCUUGUUGGAUACCCCAAUGUCGGAAAAUCUUCGACUAUCAACGCUUUAAUAGGUGCCAAAAAAGUAUCAGUAUCGUCAACUCCCGGAAAAACGAAACAUUUUCAGACAAUCCAUUUAAGUGAUAAGGUCUUGUUAUGCGAUUGUCCCGGUCUAGUGUUCCCUAACUUUGCUACCACGAAAGCUGAGUUGGUGUGUAAUGGUAUCCUACCGAUUGAUCAGUUGAGAGAAUUCACCGGCCCAGCCGGCCUUGUUGCAAAGCGAAUACCCCAGGCCUUUUUGGAGGCAGUCUACGGAAUGAAGAUACGAACUAGACCGCUCGAAGAAGGGGGUACUGGAAUUGCAACAGCCGAGGAAAUGUUGACUGCAUAUGCUAAAGCACGAGGUUUUACCAGAACUGGUCAAGGACAGCCCGAUGAGUCUAGGGCAGCCAGGUUUAUUCUGAAAGAUUAUGUCAAUGGGAAGCUUCUGUUCUGUCAACCACCUCCGGGUGAGAUUGAUCCACUAGAGUUCAAUCGCGAAUUGUACGACGAAGGUCAUCUGCCGGAAAAGAGACGGCUUGCUCUAGCAGCUAUGGAGUCAGGGUUAGAUCCCUUGUCAGCAGAAGCGUCCGAAAUCCCCCAACUUCGAGAAGGUCCAAAAACUCAAAAGCUAGACGGCCAGUUCUUUGGUCCAGGUCAGUCGAGCCGGGGUCAUCUUAAGAUGCCUUUUAGCCACAAGUACACCGAGCAGGGAACUGCAAGUGGUAAACAGCUGUCAGGCCGAAAGCAGAAGACAAUGUUAGCGCUCGAGAAGGACAUGGAUCCCAACGAUCUCAAGACAUUAACGAGUAAGAAGCAUUUCAAGGGAGGAUCAAAAGGCAACGGGAAGAGGAGAGCGGAUUAUUUUGCAGACUAA
This is a messenger RNA of Glarea lozoyensis ATCC 20868, 1944 nucleotides long. RefSeq names its product P-loop containing nucleoside triphosphate hydrolase. Gene Ontology annotation, molecular function: GTPase activity; GTP binding. Gene Ontology annotation, biological process: ribosomal subunit export from nucleus. The transcript has 4 exons. Bases 1 to 1944 code for a protein of 647 amino acids. NCBI's taxonomy places the organism in Eukaryota, Fungi, Ascomycota, Leotiomycetes, Helotiales, Helotiaceae. Gene Ontology annotation, cellular component: cytosol. The record is from RefSeq and is a predicted model, not a curated record.